AUGAAGUGUGUCCCAGUAGCUCAAGUUCUGUGUAGCCAGAGAGCUAGCAGGAAGUGCAGCUCGGGUGCCUCUACUUGUCUCAUCAAUGCAGCUUUCAUUCUCCCUCGGUGGGGCAAGAUGGAAGCUGUACAAAAGGACUACUGGUACUUCGUGGUACUUAUCUUCCUCCCUUUUCUUAAAGUUGCUGUCCAGCAGAAAGAGGUUGUCACGGUCCGACUGGAGGAGGGGAUGGUUCUGGACUGCUUGUGCCCCUGGGACGGCAACCUCAGCAUGGUGUCCUGGACCAAAGUGCCAGACAAGGAUCCGGUGGCUGUUUUCCAUCCAGAGUACGGAGUGGCUUUUUCUCACCAGUACCGAGAGAGAAUAGAGUUCCUGAGGACCACGCCUAUGGACGGAAGCAUCUCCCUGAGGAACGUCACUCAUCAGGAUAUCGGGCUUUACCACUGCUCUGUUCAGACUUUCCCUCAGGGACCCUGGACCAGGAACAUUCAGGUGGAAGAUUUAGAUGAGCCACCAGAAGAAGACGACGGCACAGAGCCCCCGCCUCCAGAGGUGACCGUGGCGGACACCGAGUUAGUAGCGGAGCAGAACAACAACCUGACCAUCAACUGCAACCACCAGCACAGUGGUACCGUCUACCAGGUCAUUUUGGAGAAGAUGCUGCACGGCGAGCCCUGGCACAUCAUCGGAGUGUGUAAGAAGGUGGAGGGCGGCCUGGUGGGAGAAGACUACAGCGACAGGGGUCAAGUCAACUGUGCAGACAGCCUCGACGUGAGUCUUCACAUGACGGAUGUGAUGCAGGAAGACAGCGGUUUCUAUCGCUGCACGUUCAACACAGAUGCAGGUGUGAAGACCACCAGCGUGCAGCUCACUGUUACCGCUCCAGGUGGAUUCAGCCUGUCGUUAUACAUGAUGUAUAUUUACAUCGGGGCGGGAGCUGCUGGACUUCUUCUACUCAUUGCCAUCCUCAUAGUAGCAGUAAGACACAGAAAGAAGAACAGAAGAGAGGAGUACAGAGUCAAACUGCACCCAUCUCAGAGACAGAAAUGGAGGCAGUGGCAGAGGCAGUAAUGGAUAUGCGGGCUAUUCCGCUAGGAAACAAGACAAAUGUGGACAAGGUAGAAAUGUGGAACAUAAAGGGACAAUAUAGUUGGGUAUCACAAGUUUUUUUUUUUUUCCUUCAUUCUCUCACCUCACUGUUGCCGCUGAAACAGUAGAAGAACUGUACAUAUGACUGUGACGACGCUUGUGAUCCCGUGUGUGUGAUCGGCAGUAAUGAAACUGAUGUGUGUGACUGUAAAUGACUCUUGUGUGGUUCAAAUAAAACAAAGUGUCAUCGCCUCUA
Molecule: messenger RNA, 1345 nt
Organism: Stegastes partitus (bicolor damselfish)
Lineage: Eukaryota; Metazoa; Chordata; Actinopteri; Pomacentridae
Gene: cd226
Product: CD226 molecule
Biological process (GO): positive regulation of immunoglobulin mediated immune response; positive regulation of natural killer cell cytokine production; cytokine production
Cellular component (GO): external side of plasma membrane
Molecular function (GO): cell adhesion molecule binding
Source: RefSeq, a predicted model, not a curated record